AUGUGUGCUGUGCACGCGUGUUCUGUGCACGCGUGUCCUGUGCUACAUGUGUGCUGUGAACGCGUGUUCCACUGCACAUGUGUCCUGUGCACGCGUGUUCCACUGCACAGGUGUGCUGUGCACGCGUGUUCUGUGCACAUGUGUGCUGUGCACGCGUGUUCCACUGCACAUGUGUGCUGUGCACGCGUGUUCUGUGCACAUGUGCUGUGCACGCGUGUUCCACUGCACAUGUGUGCUGUGCACGCGUGUUCUGUGCACAUGUGUGCUGUGCACGCGUGUUCUGUGCACGCGUGUCCUGUGCUACAUUGUGUGCUGUGCACGCGUGUUCCACUGCACACGUGUGCUGUGCACGCGUGUUCCACUGCACAUCUGCGCUGA
Messenger RNA from Vidua chalybeata, 378 nucleotides. Its product is annotated as putative protein CRIPAK. The record is from RefSeq and is a predicted model, not a curated record. NCBI's taxonomy places the organism in Eukaryota, Metazoa, Chordata, Aves, Passeriformes, Viduidae.